This is a messenger RNA of Penicillium expansum, 1446 nucleotides long. RefSeq names its product Thiolase. NCBI's taxonomy places the organism in Eukaryota, Fungi, Ascomycota, Eurotiomycetes, Eurotiales, Aspergillaceae. The transcript is spliced from 7 exons. Bases 1 to 1446 code for a protein of 481 amino acids. Gene Ontology annotation, molecular function: acyltransferase activity. The record is from RefSeq and is a predicted model, not a curated record.
AUGCGCACCGCCAAUUUGACACCCGUAGUAAUCGGAGUCGGAGACAUCAAGAACACUUCCUUGAAACCAGAACAUGCAUAUGAACCGCUCGAGCUUAUGCUCCAAUCCAUUAGCGCUGCCAUCGAUGACAGCUCAGCGAUGAGAACAAAGAUACUUCCGGCCAUUGAUAGCAUUGAUGUCGUUGCAAACUGGACUUGGCCGUACCCUAAUAUUGCGGAUCUUUUGGCCGAGAAGCUCGGAGUGAAACUGGUGCAUAAACAUGAAAGUGGGCACGGUGGAAAUGCUCCCGCGAAACUGUUUGACGAGGCUGCUAGACGAGUAUCGAAGGGCGAAUCCCGUCUUGCUAUUGUGACUGGUGGUGAAGCCCUUGCAACCCACCUCGGAACACUGCAUUCCAUUGGACUUCCUAUUCAAGUGUAUCCCUUGUACGAAGCAGGAUUUCGGGCCCAUCGUAAACAGAGUUAUGCCGAAAAUCAUCAGGAGUCCGCAGAGCUGUAUGCCAACUUUGCUCAAAUUGCCCAGAAUAAUCCUCUCUCGUGGAAUUAUGGCAAGCGCGCUGCCACAGUCGAAUCUAUUGCCACAGUAACGAAGAAUAACAGAAUGAUUUGUUCCCCAUAUCCCCUGUUAAUGAAUCCCUUCAACAAUGUCAAUCUAGCAGCCACGUGUAUUUUGACUUCAGUGGAAUUUGCGCGUGAACUGGGAGUUUCAGAAUCUCGCUGGAUCUACCCUCUUGGAGGUGCCGGAACCAGCGACGCCAGCAAUUUCUGGGAACGCACCAACUUUCACUCUAGUCCAAGUAUCUCGAAUUCGCUCGACGAAGCUCUCAGAGUGUCUGGUUUAACCAAAGAGGACAUCGAUAUUUACGACUUCUAUUCCUGCUUCCCCAUCGUCCCCAAACUAGCCGCUCAGCACCUCAAUCUCCCCAUCACCAGGGGAGAUCGUCCUCUGACGGUACUAGGCGGGCUGACCUCCUUUGGCGGCGCGGGAAACAACUAUUCCCUCCAUGCCAUAACGCAAGUCGUCCGCGACCUACGCUCUCGUCGCGGUAUACACGGGCUCGUUCUUGCCAACGGCGGUAUCCUAUCCUACCACCACACGGUGUGUCUUUCGAUUCGGCCGCGCGCAGAUGGAUCUUCGUAUCCAUCGCAAAACCCCCUUCCGGAGUUCUCGCGUGAUACCACUUCACCAGCGAUUGCAGUCAAGGCAAAUGGUCGUGCAGUUAUCGAGACAUACACGGUUGAGUUCCAACGCAGUGGUUCACCUGGACAGGCAUACGUGAUCGGCCGGUUGGAGAACGGAGAGCGCUUUAUAGCAAAUGCUGCCAAUGCUUCGACACUGAAACAACUGUCUAGCACGACAGUUGAGCAAAUCGAUCGCACUGGUUGGGUUGAGAACGACGUGAAAUCAUCGAAGAACCUAUUCUCGUUUGAGCAUAUACAUAUCUAG